Raphanus sativus (radish) is the source of this 1011-nucleotide messenger RNA. RefSeq lists its product as uncharacterized. The transcript has 7 exons. The coding region runs from base 1 to 1011 and encodes 336 amino acids. The record is from RefSeq and is a predicted model, not a curated record. Lineage: Eukaryota; Viridiplantae; Streptophyta; Magnoliopsida; Brassicales; Brassicaceae.
AUGCUCGUUAUAUUUUCUUAUGUGGUUCUCACACAAAUGGCCCUAGGAAACAUAGAUGAGUUUGAUUGUGUUGAUAUAUACAAACAACCCGCUUUUCAACAUCCAUUGUUGAAACACCACAAGAUUCCGGAAAAAUUCACUUCAGAUGAAAGGUUUAAUAACAGAAAAAUUAAAUAUGAAACAAAUGAUCAAAGUUGUCCAAAAGGAACCGUGGCAAUUUUAAGACAAAGAAGUGAAACUGAGAGCCUUCAUCUCAACACAGUCGAUGAACCCGACGAACAUUUUGCGGUAAUGGACGCAUUUCCGGAUGAGAGUGAGAGCAUCUAUCGAGGCGCACAAGCUGCUAUAAGUAUUCAUAACCUAACUUUACAAGAUAGCCAAUAUAGUAGAAGUCAAAUUUGGUUAGAGAAUGGACCUCUUGGCGAACUCAACAGCAUACAAGUUGGCUGGGCGGUGAAUCCAAGAGUCUAUGGAGACAGUGCUACACGAUUGACUAUAUCUUGGACCGGAGAUGGCUAUAAAACUACUGGAUGCUAUAAUACAAACUGUCCUGGUUUUAUUAUUGUGACUCGAAAACCCUCGAUCGGAAGCAUUUUUAAACAAUCCUCUGUGUAUGGUGACAACCCAGUAACUUUCACACCAGAAGUUAUUCAGGGGCUUUCUGGCUGGGUACUGUUUGUAAACGACGAAACAAUUGGAUAUUGGCCCACCGAGCCAUUAACACACUUGAACAAAGGAGCUUCUCGGGUGCGUUUUGGAGGAAGCACAUAUAUAUCUCCAGAUGAGAUUAGUCCUCCAAUGGGAAAUGGUCAUGUUCCGAUCUGGGACUAUCGAAGGAGUUCAAGUUUUUUUCAUGUGAAACUUAUGAAUAAUAACUAUCAGAGCAUCGAAAAUGAAACAACAAUAGGUGUUGAAGAUUCUAAGUGUUUUAAACUAAUGGAUCGGGAAUACACCAAUGAGACUGGAAAGUCCUUUUCUUUUGGAGGGCCAGGUGGAACAUGCGGUGUUUGA